AGAUCAGCUGAUUUUUUACGCUGCCAUUUUGUCCGGUAGAGAAGCAACCAGCCAGUCAGUCCGUUAAGAGAAACCACUGGCGAGACUUUUCAGACAGCACCACAGGACGGGACUGUCGGUAAAAAAAGAAAAAAGAAAAAAGAAAAAACAAAAAACAAAAGAAAAAAAAGAAACCCACGACCUGUGUGGAGUCGGCAGCCGACGGACAGCACCGAAUGAGCCUGAGGACCGUCAGGGGAAACAAGCGAGUGAAGGGAGCUGUCAUUUUUGAACUUAACGGGUCCGCCGGCUCUGCUCUCCAGUCAGACCAGAGCCACUCGCCCGCUCCGUGGCUGGCUGGCUGGUUAGCUUACCCCUGCUAGCUGUUCGGCUAACACCCAGCGCUCUCGCAUCUGUUCUCACCGGGAGAAACGGCACCUGUCCCGUCCUGUCAGUUUCGCCGUACCUUCUCGUGAACUUCAGACAAUGUGCCUCUCGGUUCUGAAUGACUUUUUACGCCCGAGGGGAGCUUUAACACACACUUUGCCAAGCGAUCAGUGAUAGCUUCACCGCGCGAAGCUAACAAGUUGACGUGGAGGAGGAACUCGAGAUUUUUUUUUUUUUUUUUUUCCUUUUUUUCUCUGGGAUUGUCGAGAUUGUUGAUGCUGUUCCUCAAACUGUGAUUUCAUACGGAUAAUUAUUUUUUUUUCCGCCGACCCCGUGGAGGACUUUUCUCUUUGUCGAUCUCCCCAACAAAUCGUCCAGCGGAUUGAGGAAAAAGCAAGAAAGGGAGAAAUAGAAGCGAUGUCGGGCCAAUCUAUCACGGAUCGGAUCGCUGCAGCGCAGCACAGCAUGACCGGGUCGGCUAUCAGCAAGGCUGUGUGCAAAGCCACCACACAUGAAGUCAGCGGACCCAAGAAGAAACACCUUGACUAUCUCAUCCACUGCACCAAUGAGAUGAACGUGAACAUUCCCCAGCUGGCGGACACGCUGUUUGAGCGCACAGCCAACUCCAGCUGGGUGGUGGUUUUCAAAGCCCUUAUCACCACCCACCACCUCAUGAUGUACGGCAACGAGCGUUUCAUCCAGUACCUGGCCUCCAGAAACACUCUGUUUAACCUGAACAACUUCCUGGAUAAGGGAGCUCUGCAAGGUUACGACAUGUCAACCUUCAUCAGACGAUACAGCCGUUACCUGAAUGAGAAGGCGAUGUCCUACAGACUGGUGGCUGUGGAUUUCACCAAGAUGAAGAGGGGGAUUGAUGGAGUAAUGCGCACCAUGAACACAGAAAAACUGAUCAAGACGCUGCCCAUCAUUCAGAACCAGCUGGAUGCUCUGCUGGAUUUCCAGGCCAACCCUAAUGAGCUGACCAACGGAGUGAUCAACUCAGCCUUCAUGCUGCUCUUCAAAGACUCCAUAAGGCUGUUCGCUGCUUACAAUGAAGGGGUCAUCAACCUAUUGGAGAAAUACUUUGACAUGAAGAAAAACCAGUGUAAAGAUGCUCUGGACAUCUACAAGAAAUUUCUGUACAGGAUGACGAAGCUGUCAGAGUUCCUCAAAGUGGCCGAGCAAGUUGGAAUAGAUCAGGGUGACAUCCCAGAUCUCUCACAGGCUCCCAGCAGCCUCCUGGAGGCUUUAGAGCAGCACUUGGCCUCUCUGGAGGGCAAGAAGACCAAGGAAUUGAAUGCAGACACCAGAGCGUCCACCCUGUCCAGCGCCGUCUCAUCUCUCUCCUCCACCGGCAUGUCCUUCAGCCGCAUGGACGAGAAGGAGAAGCAGCAGGCCUUGGAGGAGGAGCAGGCCAGACUGCAGGCUCUUAAGGACCAGCGCCUGAAGGAGAUCAGCAUGCAGACUCCGCCCUCUGCCUCCCCCAGCAGCCAGUCGAUAGGCAUUGCCAACAACAACCACAUCACACAAACCCCAGAGUUGUUCAGCUCCACGCUGUCGGCCAACAGUGUGCCGAAUCUGAACAGUGACCUGUUUGAUCUUCAGCCGGCCUUCAUCCCCGCUGUGCAGAGCACUCCUUCCAUCUCCACUGCCAACAGUGCCUGGGGAGGAUUGGAGAGCCAGCCUCUGCAGCAGACCGUACCAGCCAUGACUGUAGAUUUCGAUGCCGUGUUUGGGAAUAAGGCCACACCCAGCAACAACGGCCCACAACCUGCAGCCGGUUUUGAUGCUCUAGGAGAACUGUUGAAGCCUACAGUUCCCACACACCCCGCACCUCCUCCUCCUCCUCAAAUGGCCAUCCAUCCUGGAGGAAAGCUGCUAGCCAACGACCUCGACUCCUCUCUGGCCAACCUUGUGGGCAAUCUGCAGUUUGGUGGGACCCCAGCCAAGAAGCCAGAGAUGCAGUGGAGCCAGCCAGGAGAGAAGAAGCUGACGGGGGGCCAGAACUGGCAGAAUAAGACCAUGUCGACCACACAGUGGAGCCCCGCGCCCGUGGCCCCACAGCCCAUGCCUGUACCACACGUGGCUCCAGCUCCCAUGGCUUUCCCUAUGACCACACCGCAAGUGCCUGUGUAUGGAAUGGUCCCUCCCCAGAUGGGUCAGAUGGGCGGGGUACCAGUGAUGGCUCCUCAGCCAAUGAUGUACAACCAGCCUGUUCUCAGACCCACCAACCCCUUCGCACCCAUGCCCGGAGCCCAGAUGCAGUUUAUGUAAUCCAGUCAGGGGGGAAGCAGAGUGCCAAAAGCGACAAACAAACAAACAAACAAACAAACAGAAGAAAACACACAAGAGGAAUGAUCAGGUGGACGGAGGAAUGAUUUAAUCGAGCUAAAUUGACUAAGAGACAGACGACAAGAUAACCAACUGACACCAAAAGACAAGUUGGAAAGAGGAGAAGACGACCUAACAGAGGAUGGAAAGAUGGAGGGAUGUGGUGGGGGAGAUGUCAUCCUGGCUGGUCUUUGUCUGAAACAACUCUGUGUGUGUGUGUGUGUG
Messenger RNA from Xiphias gladius (swordfish), 2922 nucleotides. Its product is annotated as phosphatidylinositol-binding clathrin assembly protein. The transcript has 20 exons. Gene Ontology annotation, biological process: synaptic vesicle budding from presynaptic endocytic zone membrane; clathrin-dependent endocytosis; clathrin coat assembly. Gene Ontology annotation, cellular component: clathrin-coated pit; synaptic vesicle; extrinsic component of presynaptic endocytic zone membrane. Bases 784 to 2640 code for a protein of 618 amino acids. Gene Ontology annotation, molecular function: 1-phosphatidylinositol binding; clathrin heavy chain binding; phosphatidylinositol-4,5-bisphosphate binding. Lineage: Eukaryota; Metazoa; Chordata; Actinopteri; Istiophoriformes; Xiphiidae. The record is from RefSeq and is a predicted model, not a curated record.